Messenger RNA from Cetraspora pellucida, 443 nucleotides. The record is from the annotation of a GenBank genome assembly. Lineage: Eukaryota; Fungi; Glomeromycota; Glomeromycetes; Diversisporales; Gigasporaceae.
AUGUUGAGGAAAAGUUAUAUUCAUUAGCUCUUAACUAUUGCAUAAACAAGACUGAAACACAGCACCUUAAGAUUUAUUAUGCAACUAUGUUAAAUCAACCUAUUAAUCGAUUAAAUUCACUUACAAAGUCUGUGCAAAAAUAUAGAAAACUUCAAACAAAGCAAGACAUAAUAAUAAAUUUAAGACUAUCAAAUUGUAAAUGUGAUGCUAAGCUUUUAGUUGAUCGUAAUGCGCAUUAUAAAAAUGCACCUGUUAUUUUAGAAAUGCAAGAAUUCUUUGGUGAGCUUUCUAAACAUGGACCAUUAAAGUUUUGGGAUUUUGGCUCAUUCGAGAUAAUUAAUGUUAGUGCAAUAGACAGAAAUGUUGGUUUUCUAAAAAUGUAUAAUAAUGAAAUAUAUAUUAUUGACAAAGAAAAUCAAGUCAAGUUCAUUAUUAAAAAAUAA